CUGCAUUCUGCUUUCAACAUCACCUCCUUUAUACUGUCUGAAAUAGAAGCCAGAUAACUCUGCAGCUUCAAAGCAAAGUUGACCCCAGAGGAUUUGUCACACUUCAAGGUUCCUCUCCAUGACAGUAACACAAUGGACUGGAUACUUUUUGCAUCUCCUAUCUGGUUGGUAUUAGAAGCUGCACUUUGUUUCAAUGUCGAUCCUGUGGCUUGGAAGUCCCUGAGUUCAGGAGAUGCAGGUUUUGGCCACCAGAUGGUGCUAAGGCAAUCAGAUUUGCUUGUUGGUGCACCUCUUCAACAAAACACGAGAAAUCGAAGAGGAAAUAUACUGAAAUGCUCCAAUGGCAGAUGUGUAACUGAGAACAUUUCAGAUGGAAUGUUGGCAGUGAACAUGUCCCUCGGUUUGACAAUGACAAGUGAUCCGUCUACACAGAACACUUUGGUGUGUGGCCCAACCAUUCCCACUGCAUGCAAACAUAUUACCAUGUAUAAUGGCGUGUGCAUUGAGUUGGACAAAUCUAACCGAGUAACACGCCGUGUUCCAUCUGUUCUUCCGCAAUGUAAAAUGGCAAACAUUGCAUUUCUGUUGGAUGGCUCAGGCAGUGUUUCUGGAACAGACUUUUCUAAAAUGAAGGUUUUUGUGACAAAUCUCAUCAGUUCACUUCAACAAGAAGAUGCAAAGUUUGCAGUUGCCCAGUUUUCUAGAGGAUAUGAAACCUACUUUGACUUUAAUACAUAUUCCCGCUAUAACUGGAGGACAAAAGUUAAUAAUAUAAACCAGAUGGAUGAAGGAACAUAUACAGCUCGAGCCAUCAUGAACAUUGUGAGUGGAGUUUUCUCAGGCGCUUUUGCGUCAAAUGCAGAUAAAAUUUUGAUAGUUAUUACUGAUGGAGAAUCGUCUGACCCUGAAAACUUGCAAUCAGCAAUAUACCAAGCUCAGUCAGCAAAUAUUGUUCGAUAUGCUAUUGGGGUGGGCAGUGCAUUCAGGUCCUAUAGUGGAAAAAGGGAGCUUGACUUGAUUGCAUCUUACCCACCACAAAAGCAUGUGUUUCAAGUAGAGAGCUUUCAGGCACUUGAGAACAUAAGAAAAACUUUACAAUCACAGAUUUUUCCCAUUGAAGGAUCUCAGACUGGUGGAAACACACUGAAAAUGGAAAUGUCCCAGGAGGGCUUUAGUGCUGCUUACGGGCCUAUGGGAAUUCAGAUGGGAAUUGUUGGUGCCAACCAGUGGAAGGGAGGUUAUAAGAGAUACAGCAACAGUGUGAGUGUGUCCUAUGGGUCUGAGAAAAUGGAGACUGACAGUUAUCUUGGUUACUCCAUGGCGGUUGCUACGACUACUAGAGGUGCACUGACAAUUUUGGGGGGUCCAAGAUAUCAGCACAGAGGAGCUGUAGAGGUGGUUUCUGGGGACACAUUUAAACAAGUAAUCAACCCCAGCACACUACAGGCUGGGGAAUAUUUUGGCGCAGUGGUUUGUGCCAUGGAUGUGGAUAAUGACCGCUUCUCUGAUCUGAUCCUCAUAUCUUCUCCGAUGUAUAAGGAGGCUGACAGAGAAGGACGAGUCUAUGUCUGCACAAUAGUUCUGUUGAACAUAGAGUGUUCCUUUGAUAGACCAUCCUCACAAACCAUAUUAAGAGGACAUCCAACAACCAAGGGACGGUUUGGAUCUGCUCUCGCUGUUCUGCCUGAUCUGAACAUGGAUACAUUUAAUGAUCUAGCAGUUGGAGCACCUUUAGAGGAUGAUGGUCAAGGCAGUAUUUACAUAUUCCACGGUGAACGGGACAAAAUUAUCAAUCCUUCCUAUUCACAGAGAAUCGCUGCUUCUGAAGUGCAGUCAGGACUGAAGUUCUUUGGCCUCUCCUUCACUCAGUGGUCUUCUGAUCAGAGUGGUGACGGACUGCCUGACUUAGUGGUGGGUUCAAAGGGCACAGUAGUUUUUCUCAGGUCCAGGCCUAUAGUGACUGUGGAACCUUCUGUUACCUUCAGCCCAGAGAAAAUUUCAACACAGGAAGAAAACUGCUCAAAAGAUUUGAAAACCACAGCCAGAGUCUGCUUCAUCAUGAAAACACGAACUGCUGUUGACACAGCUGAGGCAAAAAUUACUUACACUUUAACACUGGAUGCCACCCGAAAGUUCCCAAACAGCCGAGCUUACAUUGCUGAGAAACAACGACAUCAGACUAGCUCACUUGAAGUUGGCUUGAGAAAAGAUGAGUGCCACUCCAUUGAAUUUUUCAUUCAGGCUUGUCCAGAAGAUGCUCUGAAUCCACUUAACAACGAGCUCAGUUUUAAAUUUGAAGGUUUACCUUCCAGCACAAAUCUUAGACCAAGUCUUGGUCAUCAAUCUAUGACAACCUUUCACCCGAUGGAGUUUGAGAUCAACUGUGGCGCUGAUCAGACAUGUAUGGAUAACCUGAAAGUGGAUUUCAACUUCAGCCGCUCUGCGUUGGUUAAAGUGGGCAUCGAUGAACUUGUGAAUGUAACCGUAUCACUGGAGAACAGAGAGGAAAACUCAUACAACAGCCAUGUUACUCUCACAUACCCAGCUGGAAUCUCCUACAGGAAGUUCACCAUCAUUAAGGGGAGAAUUGAAUGCAACUCUUCAGACAGUGAGGAUGGUCAAAGUCGGGGAAACACGCUCUGCACGGUUGAUAAACCAAUUUUCAAAAGCAAAUCCAAGGCUAUUUUUAUAGUUUCCUAUGGGAUUGAAACCAACAGUCAAGUUGGCAGACAGAUCUCCAUCACUGCUAAUGCCUCCAGUGGGAAUCAGCAGCACUCCUCUUUGAGUGAACUCUACAAGAAAAAGGAGAUUGAUGUGAAGUACAGCAUUCUGGUUACAAUCGAGGGGUCCCACAUCUACAGGAACUUCUCUUUUGGAAAAGACCUGAAGAAACCAUUCCAACAAUCUGCAGAGGUUACAAACAAUUUCAGGGCAUUAAAUCUGACUGUUGUGAUCGAGGUUCCUAUAAAACUCGGAGACAAAGACAUUUGGGGAGAUGGGGAAACUCUGCAGAUUCCAGAUUGUCAAAGUGUCAAAGACGAUAAACCGACCAUCACUGACUUUAUUGAUCAAGUAAAGAAGACCAAAAUAGUGGACUGCUCUGUAGCCACAUGCAGGACAUUCAAGUGCAGAAGGUUCAUGGAAAAACAGGAGAAAAUAACACAUACCAUCUCUGCCAAUCUGACUUCAGGGUGGAUAGAACAGAUUGGACUUUCUUCCUCCAGAUUCCUCCUGAUCAGCACAGUCAGUCUUGAAUACGACCAAGAUCAGUACAUCUUUUUCUCCACAACUUCCACCCACAAGCCUCCUGUUCGCAAGCUUGAAGCAGAAGUGGAGGUUUACUCUGAGCCAGAUUUCACUAAAGAGAUUGUUGGAGGAUCUCUGGGAGGGUUGGCAUUUGUGGCCUUGGUUACUGCUGGCCUUUAUAAGGCUGGAUUCUUUAAGAGCAAAUACAGUCAAAUGAUUAAUGAAAAUGCAAAUGCAGCGGAUCCAGAUGAAGAUCCAGAUACAGGAGCCCCCCCAGAGGCCUAAAUCCCAUUCGUCUCAUCUGCUGUGGAUGUCAACACCCAUUGAGCUUUGUAUUAAUGCCUAGCUUUUACUUUUUGAGCAAACUAUGCUAAAUCUUUUGUUUUGUGUAUUUUUUUCUUCAAAGGAUGUUUCUUUGCUGCAAGUUUUUUUUAUUGAAAUACGUAUUGUGUCCUACACCUUAAAUGCAUUAUCUUAGCUUUGCAAAAUAUGCUAAGGAAUGUGCCUAAAAUGAGUAAAUCAUUAAAUAAAAAAUAUUCAAAAUAAAGAACAAACACUUCAUUUGAAGCCUAGCAGAAUGGACAUGAUGCCAGAUGAUGCUUGUACGCACUUCAUGUCUAAAUACACAGACGAUGUUUAACUAAAGAAAUCAGGAGAGACUGGAAAGAGGGAAAAGCACAUGAAAAACAGAACAAGAAUAAAAAAAACAAGACCAAACAAACCAAACCUCAUAACGAUGCAGAAAAAGUCCUGCCUUCCAUAUUAUAAAGGUCCAUUCUAGUGAGGUGAGGUUCAAGGCUGGUGAGCCACUGACGUUAUCAGUAAGAUUUACAAACAUGUGAACCCCCAAAGAGUUACCCAUUCACCAUUUGAUUGGCACCAGUUAAAAAGUGUUGUAUAAAAUUUGGUUUCAACAUUUUCUUCUGUGUACAAAAUGU
This is a messenger RNA of Oryzias latipes (Japanese medaka), 4184 nucleotides long. The record is from RefSeq and is a predicted model, not a curated record. Lineage: Eukaryota; Metazoa; Chordata; Actinopteri; Beloniformes; Adrianichthyidae.